AUGAAAAUAGCAGCAACAGUAGUAGCUGUGAUAGCAAUUUCUGCAGCAGCUCUAUUUCCUGUUAAGGCAUCGGAUUGCAAAGAUGCACUAAAUGGGCUACAAGUGUGCUUCAGCUACCUGAGCAAUGGCGGCGGGGAUGCCCCUUCGACACAGUGCUGCAGCCAGCUUCAAGGAGUGAUUAAGACACAGCCAAUAUGCCUUUGCCAGAUUUCCGGGGAAGAAGAAGAUGGCCUCAACAAGACUCGAGCUCGGCAACUCCCAACCGCUUGCAAAAUCCAGAAUCUACCAACUAGCUCAUGUAAAACAACAAGAGUUUAA
This is a messenger RNA of Andrographis paniculata, 318 nucleotides long. Its product is annotated as non-specific lipid transfer protein GPI-anchored 29-like. NCBI's taxonomy places the organism in Eukaryota, Viridiplantae, Streptophyta, Magnoliopsida, Lamiales, Acanthaceae. The transcript has a single exon. The coding region runs from base 1 to 318 and encodes 105 amino acids. The record is from RefSeq and is a predicted model, not a curated record.